AUGCGGAACGGUGCCGUCUCCCUUGGGUCGACAGGCGUCGAGCUGCAUCAGCCCCGAAAGAGGAGCCGCCUCCGCGUGGGAGUGGGGCUGGAGACGGCGCGCCCGGCUCCCCCCACGCACCCCUCCACGCCCUCCACAGGGAAACUGGCUGCGGCUCCUCGUGAGGCGGACUGCGCGGCCAUUGGAGGGCAGCCGCCAAUCGGUUCGCACUUGGGAGCCGCCUCCACGCGCCCGGCCGCUUCCGACGUAGGGUAUUCCGACGCCAGAGCCGCCAUUUUGGAAGCGGGCUCGCCCUCCCCACCCCCCAUCCCUGGGAACUCGCCUGCGGGCCGGCCAGCCAGCCAGCCGGGGUCGGUCCCAGGAGCGCCCGCCGCGCCACAACACGAGGGGCCCGGGAGGGAGGGGUCUGUGGCGGGGGCGGCUCGGCUGGACCCGCGGAUCCGCCCCGCCGCCGCGCUGCGCUCCGCCCGGCCCUGCGCAGUCCAGCCGCGCUGCCUCUUCCUCCGCCAGUGGCGUGACGGCCGACCAGCUCCGCGGGCCAGCAGCGCGACGAUGGGGGCGAGCGGCGGCGGACGCGGAUGCGGGGCGCCCCGGCGGGCGCGGGCGCUGCUGCCCGGGCUGCUGCUGUUCGUGGCGGCGGCGGCGGCGGCGGCGGCGCUGGCGGGGCCGGGCGCGGGGCGGCUGGAGGAGCUGCUGCCCGCGGCCGGCGUCCGCUUCGGCUGGGCCAACCUGAGCUGCCCGGCCUGCAAGCUCCUCUUCACCGCCAUCGACGUCAGCAUGCAGCUCGAGACCAGCAAGGACCGCAUCCAGGAAGUGGCGGUGGGCGUCUGCGUGAAGCUGCACCUGGCCCCGCCCCCAGUCUGCCACGAGAUCAUCCACCUCUUUGAGCAAGACGUGCUGACCGCCUGGACCCGCUCCGUCCUGCGCCCGGCCGAGAUCUGCGGGCUCCUGGUGGGCACGCACUGCGGGCACUGGGACAUCUUCUCGGGGUGGAACGUCACGCUGCCGGAGACGCCCAAGCCGCCGGUGCGGCCCCCCGUGCCCCCGCCCCCAGGCAGCCCCACCGCCCGCGUGCUCUUCCUCACCGACCUGCACUGGGACCGGGACUACACGCCCGGCAGCGACCCGCUCUGCAAGGACCCGCUGUGCUGCCGCGGGGGGCGGCCGCGGGGGGCGGGGGCGGGCCACUGGGGCACGUACGGCAAGUGCGACCUGCCCCUGCACACGCUGGAGAACCUCUUGCAGCACGUGGCGGCCGCCGGGCCCUACGACAUGGCCUACUGGACCGGGGACAUCCCGGCCCACAACGUCUGGCAGCAGAGCCGCGGUGACCAGCUGCAAGCCCUCGGCACUGUCACCGGCCUGAUCCAGAAGCACCUGGGACCGCUGCCCGUCUACCCUGCCGUGGGCAACCACGAAUCAGUGCCGGUCAACUCCUUCCCCCCACCCUACGUGCACGGGAACCAGUCCUCCACCUGGCUGUACUCCGCCAUGGCCGAGGCCUGGCACCAGUGGCUGCCUCCCGAUGCCCUGGCUACCCUGAGAAAAGGCGGCUUCUACACCCUCUCGGUCCUGCCCGGCCUCCGCCUCGUCUCGCUCAACAUGAACUUUUGCUCAGAGGCCAACUUCUGGCUACUGAUCAACUCCACAGACCCAGCCGGGCAGCUGCAGUGGCUGGUGGACGUGCUGCAGAGGGCAGAGGCCAGUGGAGAAAAGGUCCACAUCAUCGGACACAUCCCCCCCUCGCACUGCUUGCACGCCUGGAGCUGGAACUACUACCGCAUCAUCAACCGAUUCGAGGGCACCGUGGCCGGCCAGUUCUUCGGGCACACCCACCUCGAUGAGUAUGAGAUGUUCUACGACGAGGAGACGCUCACCCGCCCGGUAGGCAUCGCCUUCGUGGCCCCCAGCGUCACCACGUACUACAACCUCAACCCAGGAUACCGUGUCUACCACCUGGACGGCAUCUACCCCGGCAGCUCUUACCUGGUGCUGGACCACGAGACCUUCAUCCUGAACUUGACGCUGGCCAACGUACCGGGCGCCCGGCCCCAGUGGGAGCGCCUCUACGGGGCUCGGGAGACGUACGGCUUCCCCACCGCCUUCCCAGCGGACUGGGACCAACUCUUGCGCCGUUUCCAGGCCGACGAGGCCCUCUUCCAGCGCUUCUGGUACCUGAGGCACAAAGGCCGGCUGCCCCACGAGCCCUGCGGCGACGUCUGCAAGGCAGCCCUGUUGUGUGCCCUCCGCACCGGCCGGGCCGGCGACCCCAGACUUUGCCAGGCCCAGACCCUGAGAGUGCCCUUUGCCGAAAUCCAGGCUCGGUGGCGGCGCCAGCGGUUAUGCUAGCGGCAAAGGGGAGAGAUGCCCGGCAGGAGUUUGUGGCGACAGCUGCUGCCCAGGGCCCCCGUGGGCCUCUGCGCGUGUGGUUUGCCCAGUGCAGGGAGGCCCUGCCUGUGGUGGGCACAGAGGCCUCCACCCACCUGCCUCUCACUCUGAAGUAUUCCCAGGACUUCUCUCUGGAAGCACCUGCUGGCCACCAUGCCAUGCCCGUCCUGGGGUGGGCGGGCCACUGUUUGUGGCCGUGGGACCCCUUCCGGGGGCGCUGGGGCCUGCCCGUCCAUUCCGGCUCCGGAAAGGGUUGCGCAGCUGGUGGCGGAGCGAUUCUCCUGGCCAGAGGGGUCCGGAAAGGAGGCUGCCCUGGACGUCGCCCUCCUGCAAGCUCAAAGCCCAAGGCGAGGCACCCCUCCCCCGGCUAACCACGGGCUGGCAGAGGGGGCUGGCCCCACCUUCGCCCUCCCGGCUCUGCCUUUGUCCACACGGGGUUUGUGUGCUGCUCCGGGGGGCCUGCAGGAGGCAGGUUCCCUCCGCUGCUGCUCACCCUUGGCCCCUUUUCCUGAGGGGGGGGGAGCCACUGCAGCCACCCCUGCCUUCCCCCGAGCCCAGACCUGGUGAGCCGCAGCUCACACAGAUGCACAUGCAGCUGUUUCAGCCGUGGGCUGCUCCUGUCAGUGUUCAGAUCAGUGUUCAGAUGUGCUCCUUCGCUGUUGCUCUCCUUAAUAUGCAGUUCCUCCCCCCCCCCCCCCCCCGCUGAAGGUUCC
Molecule: messenger RNA, 3101 nt
Organism: Elgaria multicarinata webbii
Lineage: Eukaryota; Metazoa; Chordata; Lepidosauria; Squamata; Anguidae
Gene: SMPD1
Product: sphingomyelin phosphodiesterase 1
Exons: 7
Coding region: 1-2349 (782 amino acids)
Biological process (GO): ceramide biosynthetic process; sphingomyelin catabolic process
Cellular component (GO): lysosome
Molecular function (GO): acid sphingomyelin phosphodiesterase activity
Source: RefSeq, a predicted model, not a curated record